AUGGAAGAAAAGUAUCCUUAUAGGUAUAAAAGUCAUAUAGAACAUUUAACAAGAGAUUCAACUUUCUCUAGCGUAAGUUCAACUGACGCAACAUUAGUCGACGAAGCUAUUUCUUCUCAUGGAAUAAAUACUAUAUCAUCAGACACAUCCUCCAAUUUUCAACAUCGUCAACAUGUUAAUUUCGCUAGAUUCGAAAAAAUGGUUGAUGAGAAAAAUAAUUUAUAUCAGGAUGGUCCGAUCAUAUGCAUAAAUGACACACCGACUUCGAAUAAUGAUGAACCACAAAUAAGUACGGAUCCAAAGAAAUCGAUUUAUACACCGGUCCAAAAACCUCUACCGGUCACCACCAAAACCUCUUUUUUUCACAUUUUUCGCUUCGCAUCAACAUUCGAUUUCUUUCUUAUGGCUUUAGCUAUCUUUUUCAGUCUAAUGCGCGGUUUUAUUAUCCCAUUGAUGACUAUUUUAUUGGGAAAUAUCUUUAAUUCAUUCACAGAACAACAACUCGGAACAAUAACAAAUCAAAUAUUUAUUCAGCAAAUUAAUGUUUCAGUAUUGGAAUUCGCUUCACUUGGAGUUUGUGCUUUUAUUUUUACUACUUUAAUGACAGCUUUGUGGAGUUGGACUGCUGAACGACAAGGAAGACGUAUGAAGGAUGUUUAUUUUAGAUCUUUAUUAAAAAUGCCAAUCGAUUAUUUUGAAGAUCCUGAGAUUACUUCUGGAGGUCUCUUAACUAGUGUUAACAGAGAUACUGAAAAUAUUCAAAGUGCUAUAUCUGAUGACAUUGGUCAUGUUAUAGAAUACACAGUGACAGCUAUGAGCUGCCUUGUCCUGGCAUUUACUAAAAAUGCUAUUCUAACUCUUGUGAUAUUGGCUUCGAUGCCUUUGGUUUUUAUCACGUUGGCAUAUACUACAGCCAAAGCGAAUCCAUUAUUAUCUAAAGAACGUGCAAUAUUUAUGAAAGCUGGUAAUGUACUCGAAAAUGGUUUAUCAGCCAUCAAAACCAUUAAAGCAUUUAAUGGUGAAGCAAAAGAAGAAAAGAAACAUUUGGAUCACCUACAAGAAGCAAAUAGUGUUUCGGCUAAUCUUGCUUGGAUUUACGCCAUAAGAGUAGGAAUGAUCCAGUUUCUUAUACUUUCGUUAUUUGUUCAAGGAUUUUGGUUCGGUUCAAUAUUAGUAUCAGAGAAAAAACUUGCCCCGGGUGAUGUUCUAAGCAUUUUUUAUGCCAGCUUGCUCGGUGCUAGUGUGCUUAAAGAAAUAUUACCCAAACUAGCGUCAAUAGCGAAAGCGAAAGAUGCGGUUAAACAUAUAAACAUUUUAUUAGAAAAGGUGACUCUUAUAGAUUUAAGAGCAUUAAGAGGUUUUACAUUAACAGAAAUAAAAGGAGAUAUAGAAUUUAAUGACGUUAGCUUUUCAUAUCCUACUCGUCCUGAUACAUAUGUAUUGAAAAAUAUAAAUUUAACCAUUCCGGCUGGAAAAACAACUGUAUUAGUUGGGCAAAGUGGAUCUGGAAAAUCUACAAUAACUCAAUUAAUUCAACGAUUAUAUGAGCCAAAUGAAG
Messenger RNA from Dentiscutata heterogama, 1558 nucleotides. NCBI's taxonomy places the organism in Eukaryota, Fungi, Glomeromycota, Glomeromycetes, Diversisporales, Gigasporaceae. The record is from the annotation of a GenBank genome assembly.